AUGUCAGUUUCAUUAAGGCCAAUUAAAGACGAGGACAAGGAAAGAUGGCUCGAGCUUUGGACAGGACCAGGAGGAUACAUUGAAUUUUACAAGUCACUUCACAAAUUAACUCCCGAAAUCUCCAAUGAAACAUUUAGAAGAUUUCUUGAUCCAAAUGAACCAGUUUACUCCGUGGUAGCUAUUGACGAUUCAACCGGCACUAUUAUUGGAUUUGCCAAUUACUUGACACAUAGAAAUACUUGGACUAUUGAAAAUGCCCUUUAUUUGAAUGAUUUGUUUGUUUGUUCCGACAAUAGAUUACAUGGUGUUGGCAGAAAGUUGAUUGAGUAUAUUUACUCUGAGGCUGAUAGAUUGAAUUGUAAGAAAUGCUACUGGUCUACUCAAUUUGAAAACCAUCGUGCUCAAUUACUAUAUACUAAAGUUGGUGUAAAGAGUGGAUUCUUAUUAUAUAGAAGACCAGAUUAG
Messenger RNA from Spathaspora passalidarum NRRL Y-27907, 465 nucleotides. RefSeq names its product GNAT family N-acetyltransferase. The record is from RefSeq and is a predicted model, not a curated record. Lineage: Eukaryota; Fungi; Ascomycota; Pichiomycetes; Serinales; Debaryomycetaceae. Gene Ontology annotation, cellular component: cytoplasm. Bases 1 to 465 code for a protein of 154 amino acids. The transcript has a single exon. Gene Ontology annotation, molecular function: N-acetyltransferase activity. Gene Ontology annotation, biological process: protein acetylation.